CGCGGAGAAGGUUCACAGAAGCGAGGUAGCGCGGACGGUUUAGUGCUUUGGUUGCGUACGAAAACCUUGAGUAUAUAGAUUUGAGAACGUAUCCUGCGAGAAAAUUGGACUCGCCGAUAUAUAAAACAGUUCUCGCGUUCCAAGUGGAAGGUACAACAACACCGAUUGUUUCAAGGAGGAUCGGGUUAAUUCUAAUCGUUUAUCGAAGUGGGAAUACGCGAAAUUACGCCGCAGCUAACAAACACUACGAAUCGAUCGGACGUCCUAGCGACCGCAUUCUGCUAUAUACUGCAGUAUCGUACAAAAUAUACUAUUCCAGAAGGUUCCGAUUCAUUAUAUAUUUCGAUUGUGCGGUCGUUUUCUGCGCAAAUUCGGUGUGCAUCGCAACGUUACACAGACGAAUAUACGGUAACGUGAACCGGUUUGCAAAAUUCAGUCACAUGCGUUGAUGCUGCGUGUUACGUAACGAGGUAUCCAAAAUCCCUCCUAUUUACGAACGCUCAACGACCAGCAACAUUUCAUUUGAGAAAGGAGGCGUGUUUAACGAAUCAAAGCCAUGCAAUCGCCAGCCGCGUCUGUCAUUUGCUUCUCGUGGCGUGAGAUCGUGGCCACCGGAGGAAGAAUCUACAAAAAUGGAUACAAUUCCUUUGUUAACCCCAACCAUGGAGUCAGAAUUGCUAAACGAGCCCUGGAUAUUUCCACAGUCAAAGAUCAAUGCAACAAAAGAAGACGAGAAAGCAGCAUCCUCCACAUGGGAGGAAAACUUUCAGGAUUUAAGCGAUUGGUGCAUGGACCCGUUCCAGGGUCAAUGCGAUUUUCAUACAGGUGAAUCACCUACUUUUAAACUAUCAGGUACGAAAUACGAGGGUAAUAGCGUUUUGUCUUCAGAAGAGGGGGUAUUGAAAGAUUUGAUGAGUGUAGCAGAAGAAGAUAAGUGGAGCAUGAAAAUGAGUACUGCUAAGACAACCGAACAUUCGAAUAACAGUUGCCAGAGUUUGCAAUCUACAUCAAAUGUAACUAGUAAAUACGAGAAAAAAAAUAGUUCAACAGAAUCAAACACAUCUAACUUGUGGUUAAAGUUAUCUAAAGGAUCAACAACUACUGUAAAUACAAGCUCAUGGAGCAAACAGAGUGAUACAGAUGUUAGUACAUCAUUCCAAUCCAAAUAUCAGAUAGAGGACAUUGAUUUGAACGAUGCUUGCCCGUCUUCUUUCGAUUCCACUGAGAAUCAACGUGAAACGUGGGACGUGUUACGAACAGUCGAGACUACUGGAUCGGAUACGUUCGAUUUAUUGUCGUAUCUUUGCGAUGAUGAAAUGCAUUCUCCAGAAGGUAGCGUUUCAACAGAUUCUUCAAUAGUAUCGAAACCAUGGUCAUCCUCCAAAUCAUCCAAAACUAUUCCACAAACUAGCGUAAAAGUGAAAACGGAAAGUAAUGAUACUCUCACCCCACAAUGUAUGAAAACUCGAACAGCAGCAUCGACGAUAACUUCAUCUUCUACAGAUACGCCUGUGGUAUCAACGCGGAGGACAGAACGAACGAGAAUAUCUGCUACUAAUAAAAUAGAAAAACCUUACAGUCGAACGCGACGAGAGAGAUCGGUGAGAAAACGUUACGCCGAAAGCGAUUCAGACGAUCGUACGUUUGCUUCGCAUUAUCGAGAAUCACGAGAGAAGAAUAACGAAGCUUCGAGGAAAUCACGAAUGAACAAGAAAGCGAAAGAAACUGAAAUGGCGAAGAAAGCGAUAGAAUUGGAACGAGAUAAUAGGAUAUUGAAAAUGAAGGUCGAGGAACUCGAAAAACUCGUUACAUCGAUGCGCAGUGCGUUACUGAGAUCCGCUUUGAAGAAAGAAAUAUAAUAAGCGUUUCUUGUUUUAAAAAUUCAUUAUGCGCUGGGAAUCGCGUAAGAUAAUUUUAUCAUUUCUUUUCUGAAUAAUAUAUAUGUUUUGUGAUAUAAGAGGAGAAAAUCAUGCAUUAUUUUCAUCUAUAUUGCUAAGAUUAUUAAUGUGAGGAAUGAUUUCAAAUUGUUAUAUGUUGAAUGAAUUCUCUUAUUUUUAUUUAUCGUUUGAAAAAAAUUAUUGAAUUCUAUUAUAUAUAUAGAUAUAUACAUAUAUCAUUAUCAUUCGCAGGAAAGAUAUAUUAUGUUAACAUUCUAUGUAAAUGUUUAUUACAUAAUGUUUGUGUUUGUUUUUUUUUUCAAAGAUCUUGUGUAUAAUUAUAUUUUAUAUAUAAUGCUUAUAUUGAAAUCUGAAUACUGUUCAUAUAAUUGUAGUGAACGACAAGCAAAAAAUGGGAUAAAAAGAUAGAAGAAAAUGAAUAACUUCUAGUGGUAUCCUUUUUAUAACAAAAAAAAAAAAAAAGAAAAGAAAGAAAGAUACAUAAUCAUAUUUUGUUCAGCCUUGUAUUGUACCUGAUAAAAAUAGAGGUCAGAACAAGAUAAAUUAUGUUUGGUAAAAAUAUAAUUUUUCUACUGGCGUGGGCACAAUAGUGGCAUGAUGUACAAUUAAUCUUCGAAUAAAGAACAUGCUUCAAAAUCUA
Messenger RNA from Apis florea (little honeybee), 2538 nucleotides. RefSeq lists its product as uncharacterized. Gene Ontology annotation, molecular function: DNA-binding transcription factor activity. Lineage: Eukaryota; Metazoa; Arthropoda; Insecta; Hymenoptera; Apidae. Gene Ontology annotation, biological process: regulation of DNA-templated transcription. The record is from RefSeq and is a predicted model, not a curated record.